Molecule: messenger RNA, 1138 nt
Organism: Aureobasidium pullulans EXF-150
Lineage: Eukaryota; Fungi; Ascomycota; Dothideomycetes; Dothideales; Saccotheciaceae
Exons: 1
Coding region: 158-1090 (310 amino acids)
Source: RefSeq, a predicted model, not a curated record
UACCCGUCGCAGACAGAAAAUUUAAGUCUCGCUUGUCGACAAGCUGCAUGAGAUGGGUCUCUGAUUAUCUAGCUCGCAAGUCGAAAGGAUGAAAGGCUCUAGUCUCAGGUGUCCGAAGCCUGAAAGCCACAGCUUUUUUGAAACCUGACAUGUAGCUAUGAACAAACUCUUACAAGGCUAUUCCAACACAGCAGACAAAAAUCAGCCAUGCAGUCAGAUCCUGCUUUGUUAUUGUCGACUGGCUUCUUCCCUCAUCCAGCGUCUAGGAGGCAUCUGUAGCUUUUCAAGAGCGUGGCUGGUGCUUUUUGACGACUCAUCCCAGUACCAUGCUGCUUUUCGCUCGACUCAUCGCUGCGCUCAAUCCUACCAAGUACCAUGCUGCUUUUCGCUCGACGCAUCGCUGCGCUCAAUCCUACCCAGUGCCAUGCUGUUCUUCGCUCGACCGCUCUACGUUCACUUCUCCAUGGUUCGACGAGUUCGAUGCGAUGCGGAUCCGCUUCUUUUCCAACAACACCCCGGCAUCUCACUGUCGGUCUCUUCUUCCAUCUCAGUCACACGCCUACCUUUAUUCCGUCGCUUUGCUCAGCGCCUUUCCAUCUUCAUCAUCAUGUCUGUCAAGCACAAGUCUCACGGAGACGGCCCGUCUGUCGUCUGGGCUGCCACCAAGAUCUCUCUCUCGUCUUCGGUCACUUUGAUCCUCAAUCAGCACAAGUCUCUUAUGACAUGCACACUAACAGACGAAGAGCUUGUUCUUCUCGCACUUGCGGACUCCGCAGACAAGAGUCUCAAGGUUACUCACAUCGGCGAAUUCAUCAUAACCAGAGUCAGAUACUACACAACGCAGUCAGCCAAGUAUUUCUUUGCAGCAAUGUCCGGUCACUCUGCAGGUUACAGUGUGCUUUCUCUUGCUGCACGUACCCGAGAGUAUGACCCUUUUUACUCGUCCGAUCCAAAACACUUUGCUGACCUGGCUUCUAGGUACUUGUGCAGCUACGGCAUUCCUGUCCACGUCGAGCUCAACGAGCACAAUCAGAAGGUGCAUACAACUUUCAAACUGUCUCUUAUCCUGCACCAUCACACGUGUUUGUGACGGUUUUCAGGAUACUCUGAACCAAGAAGCAUGCUAACCGUAUCGUUC